AUGCACGCAUUCUCCAUACUCACACUCGGAAUCUUUGUCGCAGGCUACUCGACUGCACGCUGGGACCUUGCGACUCGCCUGUACGAGCUUGCCAUAUUCGCUUGGGACCACGGAGUCAUCACAAGGGCUGCGAAGGGCUUUGGAUUGUUGACCGUGGUCUUCGUCGUACUGGUCCUUCCGUUCGCACACCUCGCAGCACAAGAGACGGAGCUGCAUCCUCGAAUUGCAGGCACCGGCAUCUCUGCGCGCGAGCAGCUCAAGCGGCGCGGAUCGUUCUAG
Parastagonospora nodorum SN15 is the source of this 279-nucleotide messenger RNA. RefSeq lists its product as hypothetical. The record is from RefSeq and is a predicted model, not a curated record. Bases 1 to 279 code for a protein of 92 amino acids. The transcript is spliced from 2 exons. NCBI's taxonomy places the organism in Eukaryota, Fungi, Ascomycota, Dothideomycetes, Pleosporales, Phaeosphaeriaceae.